Messenger RNA from Plasmodium yoelii, 1134 nucleotides. Its product is annotated as Plasmodium exported protein, unknown function. Lineage: Eukaryota; Apicomplexa; Aconoidasida; Haemosporida; Plasmodiidae. The record is from RefSeq and is a predicted model, not a curated record. The coding region runs from base 1 to 1134 and encodes 377 amino acids. The transcript is spliced from 2 exons.
AUGAAUUGUAUCCGAAAAUUUUUAUAUACGUUAAACUUUAUAGGUUUAUUAUUAUUAUCAUUGAAUAAUUACAUAUUUCAAAGUAGUCUUUUAAAUGGUGAAAGGAAGGGACUAGAAGCUAUAAGAUCAUUGGGAGAAUUUAGCACACUCUUUUCAAGAAAAAAUGAAAAAUUACCAAGUGGUGCAUUAACAAUAGAUGAUGAAAGUGAAGAAGAUAUUGAAUUAAAAAAUGUGCUCACCGGAAUUGCGUCACGAGCAAAUGAAUUAUUAAAAAAAGGAAAUGAGAAUGUUAAAUCGCGAUUAAACAAUGUAUUAAAUGAAGAGAUCUCAAAAAUAUUAAAGGAAUCAGAAAAUUUUAUGAAAGAAGAAAAAAAGAAUAUUGAAAUGAAAAAAGAAAAAAUAUUAAAUGGAGAAGUAUAUAGGACAAGAAUGCUGAUGAAAAAAUUAGCUAAAAAAAGAAUAAUAAUAUGGGAAGAUUCUAAUGAACUACUGAUGCUUGAAGAUUUAUAUGAGCUGAUAGAUGAUAUGCUAAUUGACAAAGCAGCAAAGAUACGUGUUAAAGAACUUGCAAGAAACUUUAUAAAUAGUAAAAGUCCAUUUGACCAUGUUCAAAUAUAUAAAGAAAUUAAGAAAUAUACAAAAAGUGAAAGGUCUAGAAAUAAAAAGCCUCUAAAUAUUAAUAAAAUAUUUGGAUACUUUAAAACAACUAAAAUUGGAAAAAUAUUGUCGAACCCUUUUGUAAUAUUAGAAUUAGCAAAACAUAUAUCUUUAGAUACUUUUCUACAUUUUUGUCUAGAUGCAGUCGAAAAAGUAUCUAGAUUUAUAUUACCAUCAAUAACUAUGUUUUUUAUUAUAUUGUAUUAUGUAAUUGCGAAUAAAAAAUAUUUAAAAUCAUUGGUAAUAAAAAAUAAUAAAAAUCAGCAAAAUGGUGCUAAAGAAAAUAUAAUUGAGAUUGAAGAAAGUAAAAUUAAGAUUGAAAAAAAUAAAAUUAAGAAUAAAGAAAAAAUAACGGGCACGAAGAAAAUAUACGGUAUGAAUGUAAAAGGGGAAAGUGAGACGAACACAGAAGAUACUAUGGACGAAAAAAAAAUCAAUAUAAUAAAGGUAACAAUAUAUAUGUCAAAAAAAAUAUAA